This is a messenger RNA of Mycetomoellerius zeteki, 391 nucleotides long. RefSeq lists its product as uncharacterized. The transcript is spliced from 2 exons. The coding region runs from base 25 to 333 and encodes 102 amino acids. The record is from RefSeq and is a predicted model, not a curated record. NCBI's taxonomy places the organism in Eukaryota, Metazoa, Arthropoda, Insecta, Hymenoptera, Formicidae.
UCAAAGUAGCUGAAGCUCUUAAAGAUGGACUUCCUAUACCUGAGAUCAGGAAAUCAAUACUUUGUUUUUCAGGCAAACGAAUGUUCUGCAAAAGCUUCAAUUUUUGCAUGGCGUAAUCCUGAAAAGACUCCUUUGAAAAAUUCCAUUUUCUACUUUCUACUUUUUGAAAGGUUACACGAAAAGACUUAUUCAACUUGCUGGAAGCAGCUAGGAGAGUCACUUGAUCGGAAACAUCAUGGAUACGGGAAACGCGUUCAACUUUCUCAAUCCAAAUAUCGAUAUUUUCGUCUUCCGAACCAGAAAAAGACGGGAGUUGGGAUGCUAGCAGAUUGACGGCUUGAGCGACUGGAACUGAAGCUAAAACAGGUCUCUGAUUAAGAAUCGCAGCACC